CAGGUCAGGAAUCACGUGGUCUCAGAUAACUAUGGCACUCCUUAGUGGGAACUGUGAACAUGGUGAUUCACACCAAGACGAGAGUGUCUCGUAUUAUCCUCAGCUUCUUCCAUCAGAAGCUCGGAAGCAGCGGGUCGUACGUGAGAGACACAAGGCUUCCUUUAUCAAAUCUUGGCUUCCUGAACUCCGUGCCAAAUCUUCGCAGAGGUUGUGCUUGGCUUUACUUCUGUUCGUGUUGGAUCCUCGACCAAGUAUGGCAGCCCCGGUGCGAUCAUAUUCCUCGAAACCGCCAAGGUGGACAAAUCCAUGCGGGAUCCCAUCGGAUCCAAGUCUCAUUCACGACAUGAGGGAAGAGCACGACAUUGACCCUUCCACUGAUGCAGAAAUUCUAACUAAAAUCCUCCAGCAAGCCAAGAGAGUUCGUCUCUACAUGGAGGAAGUCCGAGAGCGAUACGUGUUCGAGACGUUUAACUUGGACUUCGACACGCAUCAUCAGUUGUGGAAGGACAGUCGGACGGACUGGCUUCCCAGUCACUCGAAAAUCCCCAAAGAACUCGGGGAAGUCACUCCUCAGGAACAUCUCCGUGGACUCCAGAUGCAGGGGUUCAUGAAGGCAGUUUACGAGUACUUCCAGCAGUAUUCCGUGGGAUUGGAGCAGUUUAUCCUGGAUCAGGCUAUGUAUGGGGGGCCUCAUCAGGAGAGUAUUCAAACCUUGGAAACGCAAGUAAUGCAGCUCCUUUGCGAACUCCAAGUGGGGAUGAUGGAGAAGGGGAUCAGGCCGAAUCCGGAUGUUCCCAGGGACGUCAUGUCCGAAGAAUUUCGGGAUAUCGAAGACGAGAGUCAACGGAAUCUCCGGGAUUGGAUUAUCUUUCGAGAUCUCAACAAUGCCGUGGAAUAUUCCAUCGAUGGCCUCAAUCAUCUGCUCCACGGAGGACCAUGAAGGAUCCUCAUGGAUCUUGCAUUUUUGAAACUGUCUCUCUCCUGCACUCUCUCUUUCGCUCACGUGCUCUUUCAUCAUACCUUGUGAUGUUCAGAGAGGAAGAGGUGAAAAAGGAAAGAAAAGGAAAAAUAAGGGAGAAAGCUGCUGGCAGCUGGAUGGGAAUCUGAAACUGAAUUCUGAAUCAGGGUCCCUUUCAAGUCUUCCCAUCUCACUCGGUUCCCUUCCAUCCCCACCUCCCCUUCCUCCUAAAUCCCAACCCACCACUCUUUUAAGGAGCUCUCCUAAACCAUUCAAAUCGACGCUUUGGAUCGGUUGUUUCCUCUGGUUGUGACUCUGGAAUUUCCUGGUAUAAGUUAUUAUAUCCACAUGGUACCUGUAGUUAGAAAUUUAUUUCUCAUAGCAGCAGCCUAAUGAGUGAUGGCUAGGGAGGCCUCCUUUAUCCUAGAGUACAUUCUUGUAGAAUUUCUAGAGGAAUGUUCUAGAAUAUUUGUGGUUGGUGGUCACCUCUGCGAUGACUCGAGCUAGUAAGGAAUCAGUGAAAUUGACCCUCAAUUUCUGCACAUGUAUUCCACCUCAUCAUUUAUCUGUAACUUCCAUCAGUUGGUUUUCUUUUCUCUCCAGAAAGCAUUUGGAACUUGUGUAGACAUGAAGGAAAUCUCUUGUCCUAAGUAUACACUGAAAAAGAUGUUGGCUUCCAGGAGUACCUGAGAGCUCAUCAGAGAAUGCCCAAGAACACAUCACGCUUCCAUGAAAGCGUCCGUAUGUGUUCUUUGAUGUGCUCCCAUUUGUCCCUGGAGACCAAAAUUUGUUAGAGUAGUGACUGAAAAGUAAUGCCAUUGUGGGUGAGCAUCAUUUUCCUGGAUUCAUGGCUUUUGUGAUACAAGUUGGAGUCGUUGAGGUCUAGACAAUCCUUUUUCUUUCAUCGCUACAAAAUUAAAGCAUAUGUUUUAUAAAUUUUCCCACAGCCCCUUUACCCCUAUGAGAGGAGUUCCAUGCCACUAUUCUCCUGCAGCAGCUUACCCCCUUCCCCUACAGGUUUUUAAGAUUAUUUUUGUUUUAAGCAUGUCGUUUCGUUCUUCUCAAUGGUUGAGAAGGUGGAUGUUACUUGGCCAAGGGGAAAAUGUGGGAUGGAUGGGAAUCGAGUGUCUCUCUUUCAACUGUGACCUCUGACCUCUGAGUGCGAGUCGAGCCAGACUCUCAUCUGGCUUGGCUGGAUGUUGAAAGCAUUUACUAUAUGCCUCUAUGGACCAUGGUACUGUACUCUACACUUCUCUCUCUAUCACGAAGUGAAUGUACUGUACUUUUGAUGUGACACUCUAUCUCCACUCUUUAGAUCUGAAGUUUACUCUCUCUCUCUCUCUCACUCUCACUCUCACUCACACUCAUCCCCCAACCUCUCUUCCAUGAUCAUGAGAAAUAGAUCCUAUUGCAUGAUGAGACAGUAGGAUGAAUCUCUUGAGAUGUAUGGCAACCAUGCAUUUCCUCUAUUCUCUUUUCUCCUCUUUUGCAUCUCCUAGACAUGGGGAAACAAUUCUCUUCCUCUUACUCUCUCCCUUAUGAACCAAAGAUAAUUAUACAAAUGAUCAGGUGAUGAGAACCCAGGUGGACAUGAGUGUGGGGAUGAAGGCUAGAAGUGACUCAUACGCUUUUCUUCCCUUCUCCUUCUAUCUGUCAUCCUGUUCAUUCAUGCUCAUUCCACCUGGAUUCCCACUUUCUUUGAUUUUUUUCUAUUGUUUUUCUUUCAUGCCAAAACCUCCCUUUUCCAGGGCUGGUUUAUUUGACAUCCUUCCUCCUCUCGCUUCUGUAACUGUGAUAAAAUACUGUAGCUGUUAUUUAUUGUCUUGUGUACCAC
Darwinula stevensoni is the source of this 2792-nucleotide messenger RNA. The record is from the annotation of a GenBank genome assembly. NCBI's taxonomy places the organism in Eukaryota, Metazoa, Arthropoda, Ostracoda, Podocopida, Darwinulidae.